AACUGAGAAGGAAAUUUUGAAAUUUCAGUAUAGAACGGAUCGAUUUAAAAGGGGCCAGCCGCAGUAGAGCGUUUGCUCUGGAGGUGUUCAGAAGUGAGUUCGGAGGGUUUUCGCGCAAAAUGGUCAAGUUUAAAAAGUUGGUUUUGCUGGUGAGUUCAAUCUUUGUGCUGCUGUACUUGAUCAACGGUGAAUCAUGCGACAGGCAGAUGGUCGAGCAAAUCGAAAUGAUGGAUAAGCAGAUGGCGAUGCUCACGGAAAACAUGAAAAAUGUAGUCUGGUCGGUGAUGGCUAUGGAAGUCACUUUUAAUCGGUUCAAACGUGAAAUGCAAAAUUUGAACACUGAAAACGGCUUUGGAUCCUCGGGAGGAAUGCCUAACAAUUUUGGAUUAAUGAGUGACUGCCAGAAACCCAAUCUGGACGUUCUUCUUGCCCAGUACAUCAAGGAUCGUGCCGUUGUUGAGGUUAAGUUUUCUGAUGGUUCUUCAGUUACCAGCAUCGGAAGUCAAAUUCCUCCAAUGAUGGAACAGCCUCCGUCACAAGACCAAAUAAAAUCCUGCAAAGAAGCCAACAAAACCGGACCGCAUAUGCUGAAGAUCGAUGGAAUCGAUGACGAAUUCCUCGUGUUGUGUGACAACGAUUACGAAGGAGGCGGUUGGUUGGUGAUCCAGAAUCGGUUCAAAGGAUUGCUGGACUUUUACCGCAAUUGGACGGAUUACAAGGCUGGAUUUGGUGACAUCAACGAAGAUUUUUGGAUUGGAAACGAGCUGAUUCAUCAGAUUUCGAAGGAGAAACCACGUGAAAUCCACUUCUUGUUGAGCGAUUGGGAAGACAAGUUUGGAGUGGCAAAAUAUUCUGGCUUCCAAAUGGGCGGUGAGGAUGAGAUGUACGCGCUGAAGAGUUUGGGCAGUUACAGUGGAACCGCUGGAGAUUCUUUGUUACGGAAUGUGGGGCAGAAGUUUUCCACCAAGGAUCGAGACAACGAUGCGUACGAAGGAAGUUGUUCCCAUUUGUACUUUGGAGGGUGGUGGUACGACAAGUGCCACUUGGCCAACUUGAACGGAAAGUACGUGAAGGGAGCGGUUAGUGAUUACGCAACGAUGAUGUGCUGGAGCUCGUUCAGAGGAUUCAACUACGGGUUGAAGACUUCAAGGAUCAUGGUUCGGUUUUAGGUAUCAACCCUUGCGUAAAAUAUCAUGGAUUU
Culex quinquefasciatus (southern house mosquito) is the source of this 1201-nucleotide messenger RNA. Its product is annotated as ficolin-2. The record is from RefSeq and is a predicted model, not a curated record. The transcript is spliced from 4 exons. Bases 120 to 1169 code for a protein of 349 amino acids. Lineage: Eukaryota; Metazoa; Arthropoda; Insecta; Diptera; Culicidae.